Messenger RNA from Paramecium pentaurelia, 1440 nucleotides. The record is from the annotation of a GenBank genome assembly. Lineage: Eukaryota; Ciliophora; Oligohymenophorea; Peniculida; Parameciidae.
AUGUAAAAAUUUAAAUUCUUUAUUAAGCCAUUAUUGAAUUGCAAACAAUUGUUACUUUAAUUUCAGAGGAAACCUAAAAUACAGUUAUAGUAAACUAAAAUCCUCUAGUUCUUAAUGGAAAUGAGAUUAUGUGGGAAAUAAAAAGAAGAACAAAAUCAGUUUUUAAUUAAUGCUUUAAUAUUAAACUAGCUUUAGAGGAUUACCUUGUAGAUUAUAUUUAAUUUGAAUAAACUUAUUUUUAAAUAAAUCCUUUAAGAUUCACUUCGGAUCUCUAAGGUUUGUUUUAAAACUAAUUUAAUGACUCAACUUUGCAAAUAUUUUCAGAGAAAUACUACCAAAUAUAAUUAAAAAAUUCUUGUUAGAAUAGAUUAAUAUCAUAUGAAAAUUUUUAAUCUUUUUAUGGCACAAAAUUUGGAUCUUAUUAAUUUUGUUCAAAUACUACAUAAUUUUUAUCUGAAUAUGAAAUUUAAUGUGGAAUUAGAACAAUUUCUGGGAAAUUUAAUUAGUGCAAUCUCAAUAGAGUACAAAAUAACGAUACUAUAGAACUAACUAGCGAAUGUAAUAAGUUUGGUGAUAUUUUCCUCUUAACCUCAAAAAAUUUAGUUUUGUAAAAUGUAAACAACUCAAUAAAUUAAUGACCUUAUCUUAAAAUUGAUUCCACAUCUGAUAAUCAAUUGGUUUUACAAAUCAGUACUAGCUCUUUAUCAUUCAUAUUUAUAGCCAUCUAUAUCGUUUAUACAUAUAAAGAUUACAAAGAAGACUGUGAGAGAUCUGAUACUGAAUAAAGGAAUUUGAGUCCCCAGAACAUUUUACAGAAUAGAAAUUUUAUAUAUUAAGGUAAUUCUAAGGUGUUCAAGGAAAGAUUUAAGGUACAAUUGAAUAAUUAUUUUAGUAAAUUCAUUAAACUAUUUCACUAUUUAACUAUAAAGACAAAAGUAUUGAACAUAGCUAUCGAAUUUUAGAAGUACUCUCUUAAUUAAAUUUAUUUUUAACUUUAACAAUCCUUGAAUUUUAGAUGUUAAACAAUUAAAUUCUUUUCAUUUUUUUAUUCAUUAUUAUAAACCCACUAAUCAUUUUUAUAAUGAGAUUUUUUACAAGAUAAUUGAGCUAUAUAUAGAUUCAAAAGGAUUGCUGCUUUCAUAAGCCAGCUUCUUCUUAUUAUAUUCUUGAUGACACCUUAUAUAACUAUGUACGUUUUUUACUUACUGAAGUAUUAUUUAUACUAUUUUAGAAUAAAAAUGCAAUCAGAAUAAUAUAAAAUUGAAACAAUCUUUGGAGGCAAUAUAAUAAUAUCCCAAGUACUUUUAGAAUCUCUAACUAUUUUGGAAGAAUAAUCAUUUAUAGAUUAAUAGCCACAAGUUUGAAAAACAUGGAUCUUAAUCCACUAUAUCAUUUUAGGCAUUUUUUUGUAAUGCAUAGCAGUUUAGAAGAAAUAUUUGA